AUUAUACACCACAAACAGUCAAUCAUACAUUAGACAUGGCAUCAAAUGGGGAUUUGGAUCUAACUGAAAUUAGAGGCUUGCGUGGAUCACCUGGAUAUUUCAAAAAGGGAAAAUUGUUAUCUAUAGAUGAGGUGUCUGCGUGUUUGGAAUUCAAGGAACAUUUAAAUGACGCACGUGAGAACAUGAAAUUUUACAUUAGCAAUGUGAAGACAGAUCAGUUCUUUAAACUGAAUAUAGAGUUUCCAAUCACUAAACUGCGCCAUGUAACCACAGAAGAUUGCAUGCGCUGUAUUGUACAGGAGCAAUACAUAGGAAUAGGAAACAAUAUAAAGCCUGAACCAUUGAAAGACCUUUCCUGUUGGAGUGCAGAAUUUCCUCCGAAAGAAGAGCUUCCUUAUGAGCAGGCUUUUGAGAAGGUACAACGUAUUGUGCCAACAUGGGAUGCAGAGCCUUUCCAAGAAGAAAUAAAAGAUCAGUUUGCGUCCUCCCCAGCAUUCGAUAAUUCUUCCUCUCGUUAUGGAAACUUUGUGUUCUCCUUCCCACUGUCUGACCUGCUCAAGGCCUACAAAUCCCAGCACUGCCAGAAUGGAGACCCUCAGCUCAAGGUCCUGGGUACUGCGAUGUACAGUCAGGAGAUUGCUCACAUGGUUAUUGUCCACAGUCCUGAUACUGACCGGUACGAUAAACUCCCAAUGGUGCAAACUGUUUCCAGCACUGCCGAGUCCCUGCCUUUUUUCUACAGGAAAGAGGAAGAUGGGGAACUGUACUGGAGACCAGAAUCGACCUCAGGGGGUUUGAGGGUGACGAUUUCUGAAGGAGGUGAGAUUUACACGUGCCCCUUGAAUAAAACACGUACGGGGAAAUUUUGUGUGUGGAACCAUCUCAUUGUAGCUUUUCACCUACCUGAUAGUAAGUACCUUGUGAUCCCUGAAAAGCAGCUUCUGGAGAAUCUGUCUGCCUGUGAGCCUGCAAUGCCCUAUCUGAAAGAUCCACGUACAAACUUAUCUAAGGCUGAAGCAGAAGAAAUCAUAAAAGAACUGAAGAACAGCCAGUAAAGAAUGAAGUGACUCUCUUGUGCCAUAAUGUGUACUGUAAAACAGUGUUCCCCAACCCAGAUCCUCCCGGACCACCAACGGUCCAGGAUUUAUGUAUUUCCCUUUUUUUAUUCCAAUGGAGAUGCUGACAAAACCUGGACUGUUGGUGGUCCAUGAGGACUGGGUUGGGGACCACUGCUGUAAAGUUUACCAUGUGCUACGUAUAUACAGUCACACAUAGAAUUACUGUCGCUGUUAUUAAUAUAAUGCACGCCUCCAAGCUAGCAUUCUCUCUAAGAAUAUUAUUAUGAUACUUAUCGAGAAAGGAAUUUAACCUGAAGGUUGUUUGGAAUUGCUUUAGCAGGGUGAGAUACGUUGUUCAAUGUCUCUGCAUUGUGAAACACUCUUGGAGGGAAUAUCAAGCCAAAUUUAGUGUGCUUUUUAAACUAGGAUUAGACAUUCUCAGCUUUAGAAGAUACAAAAAUAUAUAAUUCAUUAAUACAUUCAUUCAAUCAUUGCAUUCAGUUUUAUUAUAUAACAUAAUAUCCCCACUAGAUACGCAAAAUCACAAAACCUACUAAAAGGUGUGUCCUCAGUACAUCGAGAAUAAGUGAAACAAAUAAAGAAGAGUAGGUGUGAACAAUAUAUAAAAAAGCAAUACCACCAAGGUAUCAACACUAGGACAAUGGCCAGAUGAAUCUAUAGGGAAGAACAAACUGAAAAAAGUGUAAUCAUGUAACAAAUAUGUAGACAUGCAACGAUAAUGCUAAAAACUCACAAAAGUUCAGAAAUAUUCAGGCUCAUCAUCUUCCCAUAUUGGUGUGAUAGACAUAAGUGUUCCAAUUAGCUAGAGGUCUUCUUGUGCUUAAAAAUAGCAAACAACAUGCAGAUAGUGCAGAUGGUAAUAUUCACAAUAGAUUUAUUGAAAAUGCACUUACAAGAUAGUAGAUAAAAUAAAGCAUCUCUCCAUAUUAUGGAGAGAUGCUUUAUUUUAUCUACUAUCUUGUAAGUGCAUUUUCAAUAAAUCUAUUGGAUACCACUCAAUAGAUGGGUGAAGCUUCAGAGUGAACACAAAUCUUAGAGAUGAUAGAACCUAUAAAAGAGGUAUAUAACUUGAAUAAAAACAAACAGAAAAAAAAACGGUAUACAAAAAUUCCUUGAAGGGUGUAAAUCCGACGCGUUUCAUCUUCUAGACUUCCUCAGGGAUGAGAAACAUGCUACGUAAAUUUCUCAUUUAAGGCCAGAGUAGGCGAACUGAAAGUGUAGCUGACUUAGAGAAUUUUUCCAGUUUGUUUAAUUUUAUCUUAAAUUUGAAAUUCACUUUGAAUUCACACUUUGAUUACUCUUCAAAUGAAGAUAAAACAAUUGUCUGACAUUAGAGGUGAAUAUCGUUUUCCCAGUUUGAGCACAGUGGAGGCCAGACCAAGUUUAAGCAAUCUGCUAUUUAUUAAAUUAAAAGUGAUGUGACUGACAUGUAAUACGGUGUGAGCACUGCAUUCCGUAAAUCGUGGCUCUGUUUAUUGAUUUGGGAACCACGAGCACACUGGAUUCUUUGUGGAUUUUCAAUUUCUGAGUUAAAGAAAUGUCACAGGAGUCGAUUACCGCAGCUUCCAAACAAUGUGACACAAUGAGCACAGAUUGAUCCAACUAUGUGUCUUUACUGUGUUUGGUGCAUUGCAACUGCUAAAGGAGGUAGAGAGAGACCGAAUAAGAUUGUUUGUACCAGCAGAACGAGUAAUAACGUAAAAUGUAUAUGGUAAAAACACUAAUAAAUAAAAGAAAUAACAGAGGGAAAAAUAAUCGUAGGAUUCACGUUUUACAUCUCAGAAACAUUUUAAAAUGUUUGUAUGGUUAUACAUUUGAGUAAAAAUAGGUUAAUUUGAGCUACCAGGUCAGUCAGCUUCGAGAAUCUCCUCUAUUACUCUGAGAAUCAGCAUUGCCUUGUAUGAUAAAACAAAUAUUUCUUAUAUCACAGAGUAUGUUUUGUUUUCUUAAUUAAACUUAUACUCAUAUAACGUUAAUUUGGAUUAUUACCUAUAGUGGAAUUACUGGAUCAUUAUGUGAUUAUGCAGAAACAACAUAUUCAUUGAUUAUAGGAUAAUUAGAAUAAUCAGCUUACUUAGUGUAAUGUAUUAGUAUUAAUCAAUACCUAGUCUAUAUCAGGGAUCUCAUCUAUAAGCUAUUCAGAACUUCCACUUGCUCUCUAUGAAUGGACUGAAUAAAUGAUUGGCAUUGGGAGGUUACUUACUUUUCUGAUAUGCAUAUUUUAUUAAUUACAUUGCUUUAUGGGU
This is a messenger RNA of Pelobates cultripes (western spadefoot toad), 3325 nucleotides long. The record is from the annotation of a GenBank genome assembly. NCBI's taxonomy places the organism in Eukaryota, Metazoa, Chordata, Amphibia, Anura, Pelobatidae.